GUCACAGUAAGAAUGCUGAGCCCCACACACAACCAAGCUCUGGUCUCCUUGUUUUUCCUUGGUCUGGAUUACUAAAGCCCACCAACUUUAAAGCAGCAUGUUCUUGGAAUCAGGAGAUCUGCGGUUUGCAGCUGACGCCAAAGUAUUUGUGAUUUAGAAUCUGAUCGUUUACUUCAGGAAAUGCACUUCAAUCAGAUAAAUAAAUAUUGAUUUCAUGGCUCUCUUGAAGAUGCACUGGACACCAGAGCAUGCCCAGCCUCUUAACCAGUGGCCAGAACAACACCUUGAUGUUUCUUCGACAACUUCCUCCCCAGCCCACAAACCUGACAUUUUCAAUAGCAGGCAGAGAUUAAACUACGCCUGGGCAAACGAUGACAUAUCUGCACUGACUGCUUCAAACCUGUUGAAGAGAUAUGCAGAGAAAUACUCUGGGGUCCUGGACUCACCAUAUGAGCGACCUACACUAAAUACCUACACAGAUGGAGCUUUUGGGCCAGUUAAUGGACAGAAGGGUGAUGUUGAGCCUUGGCAGAUGUCACAUGGGUCUGAUAGCUCGUAUGCAGUUAACGCCUUACAUGAUAGCCUGUCUGGCUCCAAAUCAGGCAAUGGGCACAUUGGACUUGGCAGCCCAACUGUAGCAUCUGGUAAUAUAUCAGAUCCUAUUUAUCCUGGUGGUACGUGUGGAGGGCCUAACCCAGGUGGUCUAGUGGGGCCCCAAGAUUAUACCUCAACUUAUAGUGGCACCUACCUUCCGUCAGGUUACUGUAGUCAACCCACCUCAGCACUUCCACCUACGCAUCCAUCAUCUCUGCAUAGCUCAGGACUUCAGCCCACGCAUGUGUCACCGGCUUUGGUUCAUGGUUAUAGUUCCUCGGGCACAAUUUAUAACUACAGUUCAAGCAGUUAUCCCUCUCAGCCUACUUAUGGAGGAAUGCAUCCAACACACCCUCCAGGAUAUCUGCCUUCAGGUAUUGCUGCACCCACACCUCUUCCACCACAUACUAUGUCCUCUAAGCCCCCUGUGGUCCCUGGUUAUACUUACCAAAGUUCUAGCUUAGCACCAGUUCCUGUCCCUCCUCUGAGCACAGAGUCAGGCAAUUCCCUAAAAAGGAAAGCUUUUGACUUAGCAGCAGCAGAGGAAAGUGAAGGCAGGUAUAGAAAAUACAGCUAUGAGCAACCAAAGUCUACCUCCGAUUCUUCCUUUCAGAUGUCUGAUGGUGUUACAAAUGAAUGCCGGGGCAAUGGAUUCAGCCGUAAUGGAGACACUCCACAGGUGCCCUUUAAAACUGGAAAACGCCAUGCAGAAGACGAGCAAGGAGGAAAGUAUAAUAGCCAAUCAAUAAAAUCUAUGGUCUCGCCAACAUAUACUGAGGAAGGGCCCCUGAGAUCAAGUGAAACAUUUGGUAAGUUCACCCCCCCUAUAAUUAACGGUGAGCGGAGAGGUAAUGAACAGGGACAUGUUUUUGCACAAAGAAUGCUAGUUUCAGGGAUGAAGCCACCAAUAUUUUGUAGCCCAUCUGAAGAUCAGUUAAAAAGUAUGGACCCUCUGAUUCUGGAACUUGUUAAUAAUGAAGUUGUUGACUGUGGCCCUCCAGUCCAGUGGACUGAUAUAGCUGGCCAAGUGUCUGUGAAAGCUGUAAUUGAGGAAGAAUUAGUGUGGCCUAUCCUAAGGCCAGGAGCGUACACAGGAGCUAACCGGCCUCCAAAGAGCAUUUUACUAUUUGGGCCCAAAAGUGCCGGGAAAACUUUGCUAAGUAGGUGCAUUGCGACCCAGCUUGGCUCCACACUUUUGAAGCUCAGCAGCACUAUGCUUCUUUCUAAGUGGAAGAACGAGAGUGAAAAGAUCCUACAGACUGUAUUAUUCAUGGCAAGCUGUCAUCAGCCUGCUGUGGUGUUAAUCAGCGAGAUUGAACUGCUUCUCUCAGUUCACGUAACUGAGGAGAACACUCACCUGCAUAAUCUUAAGUCUCAGCUGCUCUCCUUUAUGGAUAAUAUAGCUACCUCUUCUGAUGACAGCAUCAUCUUCAUCGGAACCUCACAACGUCCUGAUGAUCUCGAUGAAAUUGCUCACCGUAGGUUUGCAAAAAGAUUUUACAUUUCUCCCCCGGAUAAUCUAGCUAGAAGGCAGAUACUCCACCACACCUUGGCUCAGCAAAACUACUGUCUUAGCGAAAGGGAAAUGGCUUUAUUGGUCCAGAACACCGAGGGUUAUUCAGGAAGUGAACUAAUUCAACUUUGCCAACAGGCUGGGGCCACUCAUCUCCAUGGCAUUUCUGGUCAGCUGCAGCCAACGUCCUACAAAGACUUUGAGGGGGCAUUCUGUAAACUUCAGGCCAGUACCUCUCAAAAACAAUUGGACUUAUAUGUGGAAUGGAAUAAAAUGUACGGUUCCAGACACUGACAAUGGAAUGACUUUAAUGGAUCGCAAUGAUGACGCUACACUGGCAUUUUUGUUAUGAGUGCGUGUUAAGUCUUUGACUUAAGUGAAGACUGAGGGGAAGAAAAUUAUUUUAUUUUCUCUUCAAAACCUAAAUGUGACUAGUAGAUGCCAAAGGGAAAGGCAUCUAUUAAUAUGUGUGUGUGUACAUAUCUGUACAGAUAUAACCGCUCCUUCGAAUGUUACAGAAAAGAACAUCUGCAACUCUUUUUUUUUUCAUUUAGAAAACUGUUAAAGACAUAAGUAGCUCUUCACUGUACUCAGGAUAGCUUCUAUUUAUUGCCAAGUGUUGGCAGUGCCACUGCAGUUUGAUGAACAGGAGUUCCGAGUAUACCAAGCUCUCAAGGGCUUGUAUCCACUAGGCGACCUCACUUACAUAGAGUUUUUUUUGUCAGCCAGAAAAUACAGCCCUUUCAUGGCACUUUGGGAGUCCUCUUUACACUUGACAUAAAUUAGGUGACCAGGCUACUUUUGAGGCUCAAGAACCAACAAGUAAGAAGGGAUGGAAAGACAAGUACACUGCUAGCUAGAUUUUAGGAAUGUUUUUUUCCUUUAUUUUAAAAUUGUGUAGUUUUUUUAUGUUGUGUUUCCAGUGUUUCUUUCUAAAUACUCAGGAAAAGUUUACCUCCAAAAGAAUGUUUUCUUUUUUUUUGUUUGUUAGUUUUAAGAAUGUUCUCUUGAAUAUCACACAAAGUAAGAGACCACAAUAGUACUUGAAAUUAUUACAAGGAAUUAAUGUUGAAUGUAUUAUCAGUGUUUUCACUCUAGGUAACAGAAACCUAAAAUACAAUAUCUCACAAAGGUUACAACAGUUUUUUUUACAUUGUUAUUGUAGAGUUGGUAGAGUAAUGUAUUUCCAAAAUGUUUUACUACCACGGUAUGUUGGAACUUUCAGCAGUACCACUUUUUGGAUGACCUUUUAAAUAUUUUUAUGUUCCAUGUUUUGAUCGAUUAAGAAUGUAUUUUGUUAGCUAAUCCAGGCAUUUACAUCGAACAACACUGUUUUUUUUGGUUUGUAAUAUUUUUACAGUUCAGAAGUUGUUUACAUCUUUAAUGUAUAUUACUUUGUUCUUGAUCUUGUAUAUUAAUUCAGUCCCGGCAGCUACAUACUUGCCAGAAAGACCUAAUUACCUCCAUUACAGACCCUCUUCUGCACUCAUCUGUUUGGAACAACUGGUCUCCAUUUAAAGCUUUUAAACACAUGACAGCGGGCGAUAUACAAUUCUAGAUUUACUGCCCAUAUGGGAAAGUGAAAUACGAACUCUUGUUGCACUGCUUGGAUAUACCAGUUGCUUGAGUGAAUAAAUCCUCGGGCCACACUGUGCAACUCUUAAUUUAAUAUGGUUUUUGCAAACCAUUAGCUUGAGAAAAUAAAGUGUCAAAGAAAAAAAAAAAUGCCAAAAUUACCAAAGAACUAUUUUAUGAAGAAUGUGAAAUACCAAAGUGUUUAUCCUUGUAGGAGUGGAUUGUUCUUUGUAUACCGGAGGAUGUACAUUGAACUCCAGAUUGUAGAAUGUCUCCCCAUACAGUUUACGCAGAGCUCAUUCCUCCGUGAGCUAAGCAUCUCAUCAAAAUUGUUUACUAAUUAUGAAGACUGUUCUUCUUCUUUUUUUGUGUAUGCAUCGUUUUCUUGUGAAAAUGUGUCCCCUUUAAACCAAAGUUUGUUCGUAGAGUAAUAUUUAAGAACAUUGUAAUAGAAAAUUCUAUUAGUUUUAUAGUACAUAUUUAAUCACCCGACCUCUGUGUUAUACAGUUUGGAGACCUGUAAUAAAAAAUAACCUUUUUUUUGUUGUUCUUGUAAUAUUGACUGAAACCAAAGAA
Molecule: messenger RNA, 4258 nt
Organism: Spea bombifrons (plains spadefoot toad)
Lineage: Eukaryota; Metazoa; Chordata; Amphibia; Anura; Pelobatidae
Product: fidgetin-like
Exons: 3
Coding region: 215-2401 (728 amino acids)
Molecular function (GO): microtubule severing ATPase activity; ATP hydrolysis activity; ATP binding
Source: RefSeq, a predicted model, not a curated record